AACCCUAGAUCUCACUCCGUCAAGCCCGAGGGCCGCUUUCCGGGCUUCCGCUUCCAACCCCGUCAAGCCCGAGGACCGGUUUCCGGGCUUCCGCUUCCAGCUCCGUCCAUCGGCGUCUCCGCCGUUAAAUUUUUCACUGUAACAGCUGGUGUGAAGCAGGAUGGUUGAUACCCUCGAAGAAGACAAAGAGGCUGUGACUCCUGAUGUGAAAAAGGAUCCAGUUGGUACUGAUGCUCUACACAGCAAUGAUCUUGCAGAGUCUGAAACACUGCCAGACAGUAGUUUGGAAAAGUCUGAGUCUGAGCCGAACAAAGAUUUGUCCAAUUUGGAAACACAACAUAACAAGGAACUUCCUGCUUCUGAAACACUGCCUACUAAUGGUGAAGAAGCAGUAACAUUACCCAACCAACAUUUGGGCAACUCUGAAGAACCUGCAAAUGACCAUCCAGAGAAUUGUGAAUCAUUAACCAGCAACCAGCCAGAUGAUGCUGAGGCCUCACAGAGCAGUCAGAUAGUUAAUUCUGAGGCGCCACCCACCAUUCAGUCAACCAACUCUGAAGCUUUAUCUGACAGUCAGUUGGUUAGUUCUGAAGCACCUCUUCAUAAAACGGCUUCUCAACCCAGUAACCAGCAGGUGAAUAGUGAGGCAUUACCAGACCAUGCCAUGUAUAAUUCUGAAACACAGACUAGUAAUGAUGUGGAUAUAUCUGAAACACAGCAGAGUAGUGAGAUCGUUAUGUCUGAACCUGUGCAAGGCAAUGAGGGUAUCGAGCACGAAAUUCAGCAAAGCAAUGAGGUGGUCAUGUCUGAGAGACAGCCCAACAAUGACACCAACAUGCCUACAACUCAGACAUGCAAUGAUGUGGUCAUGUCAGAACCUCUGCCUGAAAAUGAGUUGGCCAAUCCCACAACAGAUUCCAACAAUCAGCUCUCCCAUUCAGAAACUGGUCCUGAUAAUCACUUCACAAAUCUACAUAUGAUUCCUGAAGAUCAGCUGCCUCAACCUGAAUCACUACCUCAUUCAGAACCGCUACCCAAUUCUGAACCACUAGCAGAUACUCAUCUCACAGACAUCAAAGUAAUAUAUCAUGAUCAUCUGACCCAUUAUGAAACACUGCCAAACAACCAUGCAAACCAGUCUGAGGCAUUAUCAUACAAUCAGCUAUCUAACUCUGAAGCAUUGUCCCAUGAUCAGCUGGUCAAUUCCCAAAUCCUGCCUCAUUAUGAGCUCGAAAAUAGUGAAACAAUGCACCACAAUCAGAUGGUUAAUUCUCAACCAAACUAUGAAUUGACCAUUUCUGAUGCCAUACCCAGCUACGAGAUAAUAAAUGCUGAGACACCGCUGAGCAAUGAGGAUCGUAUCCCAGAAACACAGCCUACUAAGCGGAGGAAAAAGAAGUCUAUAGUCUGGGAACACUUCACAAUAGAAACAGUCAGUCCUGGAUGUAGAAGGGCACGCUGCAAGCAAUGCGCUCAAACUUUUGCCUACAGUACAGGUUCAAAAGUUGCUGGCACCAGCCAUCUCAAACGUCACAUAGCCAAGGGGACCUGCUCAGCUCUUCUACGCAACCAUGACCAUAAUCAAUUGACCCCAUAUACUGCACGAACUAGGGGAAGUGGGACUGGAAAUGCUAGUGAUACACCUAAAAGACGAUAUAGAUCCCCGAGUACCCCUUACAUCAUUUUUGAUCAAGAUAAAUGCCGUCAUGAGAUUGCUAGAAUGAUCAUUAUGCAUGAUUACCCCCUUCACAUGGUUGAGCAUCCGGGAUUUGUUGCAUUUGUUCAAAAUCUGCAACCUCAGUUCAAAAUGGUGACCUUUAAUUCUAUCCAAGGAGAUUGUGUUGCAACAUACCUGAUGGAAAAACAACACAUUUUAAAGUAUAUUGAGGGAUUACCUGGACGUGUUUGUUUGACACUGGACAUCUGGACAUCAAGUCAAUCUUUAGGUUAUGUAUUUAUUACAGGACAUUUUGUUGAUCAUGAUUGGAAGUUGCAAAGGCGAAUUCUCAAUGUUGUAAUGGAACCAUAUCCUGAUUCAGAUUCUGCUCUCAGCCAUGCUGUAGCUGUUUGCCUUUCUGAUUGGGGGUUGGAGGGUAGACUUUUUUCUGUCACUUGUAAUCAGGCACUGAGUAAUGCUGCCCUUGAAAAUCUCAGAUCUUUACUCUCUGUGAAGAAUCCACUUAUCCUCAAUGGUCAGUUGCUAGUUGGUAAUUGCAUUGCCCGUACUUUAAGCAGUGUUGCGAAGGACUUGUUGGGCUCUGCAGAAGACUUGAUCACGAAAAUCCGUGAUAGUGUAAAAUAUGUGAAGACUUCAGAAUCACACGAGGAAAAAUUCUUGGAGCUGAAGCAGCAUCUUCAGGUUCCCAGUGAAAGGAGCCUUUUUAUUGAUGACGAAGUCCAAUGGAAUACAUCGUAUGAAAUGCUUGUUGCAGCUUCUGAGUUGAAGGAAGUUUUUUCUUGUUUGGACACUUCUGAUCCUGAUUACAAGGGAGCCCCAUCUAUGCAGGACUGGAAGCUGGUUGAGAUCUUGUGUAGCUACUUGAAGCCACUUUUUGAUGCAGCAAACAUUCUUACUACAACAACUCAUCCCACUGCUAUUACCUUCUUUCAUGAAGUUUGGAAAUUGCAGUUAGAUGCAACUCGUGCAGUUACGAGUGAAGACCCCUUCAUUAGCAGGCUUAAUAAAAUUAUGCAGGAAAAGAUUGAUAAGUAUUGGAGAGAGUGUAGUCUGGUGUUGGCGCUUGCAGUAGUGAUGGACCCUCGUUUCAAGAUGAAGCUUGUGGAGUUCAGUUUCACAAAAAUCUACGGCGAUGAUGCUCAUGUGUAUAUAAAGACUGUGGAUGAUGGAAUUCACGAGCUGUUUCAUGAGUAUGUGGCCCUCCUUCCGCUGCCACUAACGCCGGCCUAUGCUGAAGAUGGGGUUGCUGGAAGUCACAGUAAGAUGGAGGAAUCCCCAGUGUUGACAGAUAAUGGUCUUACAGAUUUUGAUGCCUACAUCAAGGAAACUACUAGCCAACAUAUGAAGUCUGAGUUAGAUCAGUAUCUUGAAGAAUCGUUGUUGCCACGCGUGCCAGAAUUUGACGUCUUGGGUUGGUGGAAGCUAAACAAACUCAAGUACCCUACUCUUUCCAAGAUGGCUAGGGAUAUAUUAUCUGUUCCGGUUUCUACGGUUGCUCCUGACUCUGUGUUUUAUUCAAAAAGCAAAGAGAUGGAUCGGUAUCGAAUUUCCUUGCGGCCAGAGACUGUGGAGGCCCUUGUAUGUGCUAAGGACUGGAUGCAGUAUGGAACACCUGAAGCGUCUAAUGCGCUUGUGCAAAUGAUAUUUUAGAUUCUUAUACCUUGUAUUAUAUAUAUGUAGUUGGUGCAUUUUUAUUUGAAUUCUCCAUUAGAGUACAGUACGUUAAUUUGGAUGAUUCAACGCGUAAAUGUAGUUUCUACAAUAGCUUCAGUCUUACAUUAUAAUUCUUGUGAAUGUGCCUUUGGAUUACAUUUGAUAGCUUUAAUGUUAGUUGCUCAAAUUAUAGCAA
Cajanus cajan (pigeon pea) is the source of this 3527-nucleotide messenger RNA. Its product is annotated as zinc finger BED domain-containing protein DAYSLEEPER. Gene Ontology annotation, molecular function: protein dimerization activity; DNA binding. The record is from RefSeq and is a predicted model, not a curated record. Lineage: Eukaryota; Viridiplantae; Streptophyta; Magnoliopsida; Fabales; Fabaceae.